Messenger RNA from Coregonus sp. 'balchen', 18321 nucleotides. The record is from the annotation of a GenBank genome assembly. Lineage: Eukaryota; Metazoa; Chordata; Actinopteri; Salmoniformes; Salmonidae.
AUGUCGUGCGAGGAAAGCUACUUAGCCAUCAGACGCUAUCUGUCCGAUGAGCGGGAGCCGUACGCGCCAGGGACCCAUGGCAAUACUAAAAGAAAGAUUCGUAAAGCAGCCGCUUGUUAUGUCGUGCGGAAUGGCACACUGUACUACCAGAGAAGGCAGAAAGGCCUGGAUGAAUUCACCGAGUUGGAAGUGGUGUUGCAGGCAGGACGCAGGAAGGAACUUAUCGACGAGUCCCACAUCGUCGCCGGAGGAGAGCACCUCAACCAGCAUCACACUUGGGAAUCAAUUUCUCAGAAGUAUUGGUGGAGGGGUAAAAUAGCAUACAACUGCUAAAUUAUCUGGCAACACAAAUGUUAUUUUAUCUAGGCCUGAGAACAUGCGUAAAACAAAGCACCGGUUUACAGUCUUCCCUAAUAGUUAAUCUAUGGCUAGCUAGGUAGUCAACCGGUGUUGGAUUGGUCAAUGCAUGGUAUACUUGUCAACACACGCCACUCAUCAAUAUUCAAAUUCAAUGCCAACCUCUCGCCAUGCAUGCCCAACAGGUUUCAAAAACAGACUUUUGGCCUUAACUGCCUACUUUUUAUUGGUGUGAUGACACCAGUACUAAUGCUCCAUAAUAAUGAAUGUGGAAUAAAUCUAGCAACUGUAGCUUGUGUGUAUGUUCAUUGGCAAUACAUUUUGCAAUGUGAUUAACCCUGUGUAUCUAUCAAAUUUCAGGUAUCCUAAAGCAGGUCAAGGACUACAUGAGACAAUGCAGCCAGUGCCAGAGCAGACAGGACCGGCGAGGGCUAUCAGAGGACGGUACCGGACCCAGACUGGUUGGCCGACCAGGGAGACGUAGGAGGGUCACAACCCCAGCCAGCGAGGAGGAGGAGGAGGAGGAGGACGACGACAACGAGGAGAUGGACUUUGUGACUUCCAUCGAUCAGAAGACCUGGAGCCCCAAAACAGUGGCCAAACACGAACUGGUCUUUGUGAGUGUUGCUGAAUUUCUUUGGGAAUUAUCACUUCGCUGUGAAAUAUUUUCUUCAGUCAAUUAACAGAAUUCACUCACUCAAAGAAACAUAACUGAACUAACUAGGCUAGUGCAUGUUGAAUGUGAUGUAGACGACAUGCCUCAUCUGGCUUUUGAGGUGCUCAUGCCUGGUGUUGAUAAUUUACUCUCUUGUUCACAAAAAUAAAUGGUUUGAUUACUAAGUUAUGCAUGCAUGAUGAAUAUUGAAAUUACCCCAUUAAUUGGUGUAUUGUUAUUGUGUUGCAGGUGGACAGUAAGAUGAAACGGUUGUUAUUGUGUUCCAGGUGGACAGUAAGAUGAAACAGUUGUUGUGUUGCAGGUGGACAAUAAGAUGAAACCGUUGUUAUUGUGUUCCAGGUGGACAGUAAGAUGAGACAGUUGUUGUGUUGCAGGUGGACAGUAAGAUGAAACAGUUGUUAUUGUGUUCCAGGUGGACAGUAAGAUGAGACAGUUGUUGUGUUGCAGGUGGACAGUAAGAUGAAACAGUUGUUAUUGUGUUCCAGGUGGACAGUAAGAUGAAACAGUUGUUAUUGUGUUGCAGGUGGACAGUAAGAUGAAACAGUUGUUAUUGUGUUCCAGGUGGACAGUAAGAUGAAACAGUUGUUAUUGUGUUCCAGGUGGACAGUAAGAUGAAACAGUUGUUGUGUUGCAGGUGGACAGCAAGAUGAAAAAGUUGUUAUUGUGUUCCAGGUGGACAGUAAGAUGAAACAGUUGUUGUGUUGCAGGUGGACAGUAAGAUGAAACAGUUGUUAUUGUGUUGCAGGUGGACAGUAAGAUUAAACAGUUGUUAUUGUGUUGCAGGUGGACAGUAAGAUGAAACAGUUGUUAUUGUGUUCCAGGUGGACAGUAAGAUGAAACAGUUGUUGUGUUGCAGGUGGACAGUAAGAUGAAACAGUUGUUAUUGUGUUCCAGGUAGACAGUAAGAUGAAACAGUUGUUAUUGUGUUCCAGGUGGACAGGAAGAUGAAACAGUUGUUAAUGUGUUGCAGGUGGACAGUAAGAUGAAACAGUUGUUAAUGUGUUGCAGGUGGACAGUAAGAUGAAACAGUUGUAUUGUUGUUGUGUUCCAGGUGGACAGUAAGAUGAAACAGUUGUUAAUGUGUUGCAGGUGGACAGUAAGAUGAAACAGUUGUUAUUGUGUUGCAGGUGGACAGUAAGAUGAAACAGUUGUUAUUGUGUUGCAGGUGGACAGUAAGAUGAAACAGUUGUUGUGUUGCAGGUGGACAAUAAGAUGAAACCAUUGUUAUUGUGUUCCAGGUGGACAGUAAGAUGAGACAGUUGUUGUGUUGCAGGUGGACAGUAAGAUGAAACAGUUGUUAUUGUGUUCCAGGUGGACAGUAAGAUGAAACAGUUGUUGUGUUGCAGGUGGACAGUAAGAUGAAACAGUUGUUAUUGUGUUCCAGGUGGACAGUAAGAUGAAACAGUUGUUAUUGUGUUCCAGGUGGACAGUAAGAUGAAACAGUUGUUGUGUUGCAGGUGGACAGUAAGAUGAAACAGUUGUUAUUGUGUUGCAGGUGGACAGUAAGAUUAAACAGUUGUUAUUGUGUUGUAGGUGGACAGUAAGAUGAAACAGUUGUUGUGUUGCAGGUGGACAGUAAGAUGAAACAGUUGUUAUUGUGUUGCAGGUGGACAGUAAGAUUAAACAGUUGUUAUUGUGUUCCAGGUGGACAGUAAGAUGAAACAGUUGUUGUGUUGCAGGUGGACAGUAAGAUGAAACAGUUGUUAUUGUGUUGCAGGUGGACAGUAAGAUUAAACAGUUGUUAUUGUGUUGUAGGUGGACAGUAAGAUGAAACAGUUGUUGUGUUGCAGGUGGACAGUAAGAUGAAACAGUUGUUAUUGUGUUCCAGGUGGACAGUAAGAUGAAACAGUUGUUGUGUUGCAGGUGGACAGUAAGAUGAAACAGUUGUUAUUGUGUUGCAGGUGGACAGUAAGAUUAAACAGUUGUUAUUGUGUUCCAGGUGGACAGUAAGAUGAAACAGUUGUUGUGUUGCAGGUGGACAGUAAGAUGAAACAGUUGUUAUUGUGUUGCAGGUGGACAGUAAGAUUAAACAGUUGUUAUUGUGUUGUAGGUGGACAGUAAGAUGAAACAGUUGUUGUGUUGCAGGUGGACAGUAAGAUGAAACAGUUGUUAUUGUGUUGCAGGUGGACAGUAAGAUUAAACAGUUGUUAUUGUGUUCCAGGUGGACAGUAAGAUGAAACAGUUGUUGUGUUGCAGGUGGACAGUAAGAUGAAACCAUUGUUAUUGUGUUCCAGGUGGACAGUAAGAUGAGACAGUUGUUGUGUUGCAGGUGGACAGUAAGAUGAAACAGUUGUUAUUGUGUUCCAGGUGGACAGUAAGAUGAAACAGUUGUUAUUGUGUUCCAGGUGGACAGUAAGAUGAAACAGUUGUUAUUGUGUUCCAGGUGGACAGUAAGAUGAAACAGUUGUUAUUGUGUUCCAGGUGGACAGUAAGAUUAAACAGUUGUAUUGUGUUCCAGGUGGACAGUAAGAUGAAACAGUUGUUAUUGUGUUCCAGGUGGACAGUAAGAUGAAACAGUUGUUAUUGUGUUCCAGGUGGACAGGAAGAUGAAACAGUUGUUAAUGUGUUGCAGGUGGACAGUAAGAUGAAACAGUUGUUAAUGUGUUGCAGGUGGACAGUAAGAUGAAACAGUUGUAUUGUUGUUGUGUUCCAGGUGGACAGUAAGAUGAAACAGUUGUUAUUGUGUUGCAGGUGGACAGUAAGAUGAAACAGUUGUUAUUGUGUUGCAGGUGGACAGUAAGAUGAAACAGUUGUUAUUGUGUUGCAGGUGGACAGUAAGAUGAAACAGUUGUUAUUGUGUUGCAGGUGGACAGUAAGAUGAAACAGUUGUUAUUGUGUUGCAGGUGGACAGUAAGAUGAAACAGUUGUAUUGUUGUUGUGUUCCAGGUGGACAGUAAGGGGUUGGUGAAGCAGUACCUUCCCAGACAUGGUCAGACGAUGCUGGACAAGCUGAACCAGCAGCGCCUCAACAACCAGUUCUGUGACAUCACGCUGCUGAUCGAGGGGGAGGAGCACAGAGCUCACAAGGCUGUGCUGGCCGCCUGCAGCGACUACUUUAAUGAGCUGUUUAUAGAGAAGGGAGCUGUGUCCAGUCAUGAAGCAGUGGUCGAUCUCUCAGGUGAGCCAUCAUUUAUUCAAAGGUACACUAUGUAUACAGCAGUAUGUGGACACCCCUUCAUAUUAGUGGAUUCUAAUAGAGAUACACUAUAUAUACAGCAGUAUGAGGACACCCCUUCAUAUUAGUGGAUUCUAAUAGAGAUGCACUAUAUAUACAGCAGUAUGUGGACACCCCUUCAUAUUAGUGGAUUCUAAUAGAGAUACACUAUGUAUACAGCAGUAUGUGGACACCCCUUCAUAUCUAUAUAUACAGCAGUAUGUGGACACCCCUUCAUAUUAGUGGAUUCUAAUAGAGAUACACUAUAUAUAUAGCAGUAUGUGGACACCCCUUCAUAUUAGUGGAUUCUAAUAGAGAUACACUAUGUAUACAGCAGUAUGUGGACACCCCUUCAUAUCUAUAUAUACAGCAGUAUGUGGACACCCCUUCAUAUUAGUGGAUUCUAAUAGAGAUACACUAUAUAUAUAGCAGUAUGUGGACACCCCUUCAUAUUAGUGGAUUCUAAUAGAGAUACACUAUAUAUACAGCAGUAUGUGGACACCCCUUCAUAUUAGUGGAUUCUAAUAGAGAUACACUAUGUAUACAGCAGUAUGUGGACACCCCUUCAUAUUAGUGGAUUCUAAUAGAGAUACACUAUAUAUACAGCAGUAUGUGGACACCCCUUCAUAUUAGUGGAUUCUAAUAGAGAUGCACUAUAUAUACAGCAGUAUGUGGACACCCCUUCAUAUUAGUGGAUUCUAAUAGAGGUACACUAUAUAUACAGCAGUAUGUGGACACCCCUUCAUAUUAGUGGAUUCUAAUAGAGAUACACUAUAUAUACAGCAGUAUGUGGACACCCCUUCAUAUUAGUGGAUUCUAAUAGAGAUACACUAUGUAUACAGCAGUAUGUGGACACCCCUUCAUAUCUAUAUAUACAGCAGUAUGUGGACACCCCUUCAUAUUAGUGGAUUCUAAUAGAGAUACACUAUAUAUAUAGCAGUAUGUGGACACCCCUUCAUAUUAGUGGAUUCUAAUAGAGAUACACUAUGUAUACAGCAGUAUGUGGACACCCCUUCAUAUCUAUAUAUACAGCAGUAUGUGGACACCCCUUCAUAUUAGUGGAUUCUAAUAGAGAUACACUAUAUAUAUAGCAGUAUGUGGACACCCCUUCAUAUUAGUGGAUUCUAAUAGAGAUACACUAUGUAUACAGCAGUAUGUGGACACCCCUUCAUAUUAGUGGAUUCUAAUAGAGAUACACUAUAUAUACAGCAGUAUGUGGACACCCCUUCAUAUUAGUGGAUUCUAAUAGAGAUACACUAUGUAUACAGCAGUAUGUGGACACCCCUUCAUAUUAGUGGAUUCUAAUAGAGAUACACUAUAUAUACAGCAGUAUGAGGACACCCCUUCAUAUUAGUGGAUUCUAAUAGAGAUACACUAUAUAUACAGUAUUAUGUGGACACCCCUUCAUAUUAGUGGAUUCUAAUAGAGGUACACUAUAUAUACAGCAGUAUGAUGACACCCCUUCAUAUUAGUGGAUUCUAAUAGAGAUACACUAUGUAUACAGUAUUAUGUGGACACCCCUUCAUAUUAGUGGAUUCUAAUAGAGGUACACUAUAUAUACAGCAGUAUGAUGACACCCCUUCAUAUUAGUGGAUUCUAAUAGAGAUACACUAUGUAUACAGCAGUAUGUGGACACCCCUUCAUAUUAGUGGAUUAUAAUAGAGAUACACUAUAUAUACAGCAGUAUGUGGACACCCCUUCAUAUUAGUGGAUUCUAAUAGAGAUACACUAUAUAUACAGCAGUAUGUGGACACCCCUUCAUAUUAGUGGAUUCUAAUAGAGAUACACUAUAUAUACAGCAGUAUGUGGACACCCCUUCAUAUUAGUGGAUUCUAAUAGAGAUACACUAUAUAUACAGCAGUAUGUGGACACCCCUUCAUAUUAGUGGAUUCUAAUAGAGAUACACUAUAUAUACAGCAGUAUGUGGACACCCCUUCAUAUUAGUGGAUUCUAAUAGAGAUACACUAUAUAUACAGCAGUAUGUGGACACCCCUUCAUAUUAGUGGAUUCUAAUAGAGAUACACUAUAUAUACAGCAGUAUGAGGACACCCCUUCAUAUUAGUGGAUUCUAAUAGAGAUACACUAUAUAUACAGCAGUAUGAGGACACCCCUUCAUAUUAGUGGAUUCUAAUAGAGAUACACUAUAUAUACAGCAGUAUGUGGACACCCCUUCAUAUUAGUGGAUUCUAAUAGAGAUACACUAUAUAUACAGCAGUAUGAGGACACCCCUUCAUAUUAGUGGAUUCUAAUAGAGAUCCACUAUAUAUACAGCAGUAUGUGGACACCCCUUCAUAUUAGUGGAUUCUAAUAGAGAUACACUAUGUAUACAGCAGUAUGAGGACACCCCUUCAUAUUAGUGGAUUCUAAUAGAGAUACACUAUAUAUACAGCAGUAUGUGGACACCCCUUCAUAUUAGUGGAUUCUAAUAGAGAUACACUAUAUAUACAGCAGUAUGAGGACACCCCUUCAUAUUAGUGGAUUCUAAUAGAGAUACUGCUGUAUAUAUAGUGUAUCUCUAUUAGAAUCCACUAAUAUGAAGGGGUGUCCACAUACUGCUGUAUAUAUAGUGUAUCUCUAUUAGAAUCCACUAAUAUGAAGGGGUGUCCUCAUACUGCUGUAUAUAUAGUGUAUCUCUAUUAGAAUCCACUAAUAUGAAGGGGUGUCCACAUACUGCUGUAUAUAUAGUGUAUGUGGACACCCCUUCAUAUUAGUGGAUUCUAAUAGAGAUACACUAUAUAUACAGCAGUAUGAGGACACCCCUUCAUAUUAGUGGAUUCUAAUAGAGAUACACUAUAUAUACAACAGUAUGUGGACACCCCUUCAUAUUAGUGGAUUCUAAUAGAGAUACACUAUAUAUACAGCAGUAUGUGGACACCCCUUCAUAUUAGUGGAUUCUAAUAGAGAUACACUAUAUAUACAGCAGUAUGAGGACACCCCUUCAUAUUAGUGGAUUCUAAUAGAGAUACACUAUAUAUACAGCAGUAUGAGGACACCCCUUCACAUUAGUGGAUUCUAAUAGAGAUACACUAUAUAUACAGCAGUAUGAGGACACCCCUUCAUAUUAGUGGAUUCUAAUAGAGAUACACUAUAUAUACAGCAGUAUGAGGACACCCCUUCAUAUUAGUGGAUUCUAAUAGAGGUACACUAUAUAUACAGCAGUAUGUGGACACCCCUUCAUAUUAGUGGAUUCUAAUAGAGAUACACUAUAUAUACAGCAGUAUGAGGACACCCCUUCAUAUUAGUGGAUUCUAAUAGAGGUACACUAUAUAUACAGCAGUAUGUGGACACCCCUUCAUAUUAGUGGAUUCUAAUAGAGAUACACUAUAUAUACAGCAGUAUGAGGACACCCCUUCAUAUUAGUGGAUUCUAAUAGAGAUACACUAUAUAUACAGCAGUAUGAGGACACCCCUUCAUAUUAGUGGAUUCUAAUAGAGGUACACUAUAUAUACAGCAGUAUGUGGACACCCCUUCAUAUUAGUGGAUUCUAAUAGAGAUACACUAUAUAUACAGCAGUAUGUGGACACCCCUUCAUAUUAGUGGAUUCUAAUAGAGAUACACUAUAUAUACAGCAGUAUGAGGACACCCCUUCAUAUUAGUGGAUUCUAAUAGAGAUACACUAUGUAUACAGCAGUAUGUGGACACCCCUUCAUAUUAGUGGAUUCUAAUAGAGAUACACUAUAUAUACAGCAGUAUGAGGACACCCCUUCAUAUUAGUGGAUUCUAAUAGAGAUACACUAUGUAUACAGCAGUAUGUGGACACCCCUUCAUAUUAGUGGAUUCUAAUAGAGAUACACUAUGUAUACAGCAGUAUGUGGACACCCCUUCAUAUUAGUGGAUUCUAAUAGAGAUACACUAUAUAUACAGCAGUAUGUGGACACCCCUUCAUAUUAGUGGAUUCUAAUAGAGAUACACUAUGUAUACAGCAGUAUGAGGACACCCCUUCAUAUUAGUGGAUUCUAAUAGAGAUACACUAUAUAUACAGCAGUAUGAGGACACCCCUUCAUAUUAGUGGAUUCUAAUAGAGAUACACUAUAUAUACAGCAGUAUGAGGACACCCCUUCAUAUUAGUGGAUUCUAAUAGAGGUACACUAUAUAUACAGCAGUAUGUGGACACCCCUUCAUAUUAGUGGAUUCUAAUAGAGAUACACUAUAUAUACAGCAGUAUGAGGACACCCCUUCAUAUUAGUGGAUUCUAAUAGAGAUACACUAUAUAUACAGCAGUAUGAGGACACCCCUUCAUAUUAGUGGAUUCUAAUAGAGGUACACUAUAUAUACAGCAGUAUGUGGACACCCCUUCAUAUUAGUGGAUUCUAAUAGAGAUACACUAUAUAUACAGCAGUAUGUGGACACCCCUUCAUAUUAGUGGAUUCUAAUAGAGAUACACUAUAUAUACAGCAGUAUGAGGACACCCCUUCAUAUUAGUGGAUUCUAAUAGAGAUACACUAUGUAUACAGCAGUAUGUGGACACCCCUUCAUAUUAGUGGAUUCUAAUAGAGAUACACUAUAUAUACAGCAGUAUGAGGACACCCCUUCAUAUUAGUGGAUUCUAAUAGAGAUACACUAUGUAUACAGCAGUAUGUGGACACCCCUUCAUAUUAGUGGAUUCUAAUAGAGAUACACUAUGUAUACAGCAGUAUGUGGACACCCCUUCAUAUUAGUGGAUUCUAAUAGAGAUACACUAUAUAUACAGCAGUAUGUGGACACCCCUUCAUAUUAGUGGAUUCUAAUAGAGAUACACUAUGUAUACAGCAGUAUGUAGACACCCCUUCAUAUUAGUGGAUUCUAAUAGAGAUACACUAUAUAUACAGCAGUAUGUGGACACCCCUUCACAUUAGUGGAUUCUAAUAGAGAUACACUAUAUAUACAGCAGUAUGAGGACACCCCUUCAUAUUAGUGGAUUCUAAUAGAGAUACAGUAUGUAUACAGCAGUAUGUGGACACCCCUUCAUAUUAGUGGAUUCUAAUAGAGAUACACUAUAUAUACAGCAGUAUGUAGACACCCCUUCAUAUUAGUGGAUUCUAAUAGAGGUACACUAUAUAUACAGCAGUAUGUGGACACCCCUUCAUAUUAGUGGAUUCUAAUAGAGAUACACUAUAUAUACAGCAGUAUGUAGACACCCCUUCAUAUUAGUGGAUUCUAAUAGAGAUACACUAUAUAUACAGCAGUAUGUGGACACCCCUUCAUAUUAGUGGAUUCUAAUAGAGAUACACUAUGUAUACAGCAGUAUGUGGACACCCCUUCAUAUUAGUGGAUUCUAAUAGAGAUACACUAUGUAUACAGCAGUAUGAGGACACCCCUUCAUAUUAGUGGAUUCUAAUAGAGAUACACUAUGUAUACAGCAGUAUGUGGACACCCCUUCAUAUUAGUGGAUUCUAAUAGAGAUACACUAUAUAUACAGCAGUAUGUGGACACCCCUUCAUAUUAGUGGAUUCUAAUAGAGAUACACUAUAUAUACAGCAGUAUGUGGACACCCCUUCAUAUUAGUGGAUUCUAAUAGAGAUACACUAUAUAUACAGCAGUAUGAGGACACCCCUUCAUAUUAGUGGAUUAUAAUAGAGAUACACUAUGUAUACAGCAGUAUGAGGACACCCCUUCAUAUUAGUGGAUUCUAAUAGAGAUACACUAUAUAUACAGCAGUAUGUGGACACCCCUUCAUAUUAGUGGAUUCUAAUAGUUCCAACCUGCCUCUGGAAGCAACGUCAGCACAAUAACUUUUUCGUCGGGAGCUUCAUGAAAUAGGUUUCCAUGGCCGAGCAGCGGCACACAAGCCUAAGAUCACCAUGCGCAAUGACAAGCGUUGGCUGGAGUGGUGUAAAGCUCGCCUCCAUUGGACUCUGGAGAAGUGGAAUCGCAAUCUCUGGAGUGAUGAAUCACGCUUCACCAUUUGACAGUCCGACAGACCAAUCUGGGUUUGGCGGAUGCCAGGAGAACGUUACCUGUCCCAAUCCAUAGUGCCAACUGUAAAGUUUGGUGGAGGAGGAAUAAUGGUCUGGGGCUGGUUUUCAUGGUUCGGGCUAGGCCCCUUAGUUCCAGUGAAGGGAAAUCUUAACGCUACAACGUACAGUGGCUUGCGAAAAUAUUCACCCCCCUUGGCAUUUUUUCCUAUUUUGUUGCCUUACAACCUGGAAUUAAAAUGGAUUUUUUGGGGGGUUUGUAUCAUUUGAUUUACACAACAUGCCUACCACUUUGAAGAUGCAAAAUACUUUUUUUGGUGAACAAACAAGAAAUAACACAAAAAAAUAAACUUGAGCGUGCAUAACUAUUCAUCCCCCAAAGUCAAUACUUUGUAGAGCCACCUUUUGCAGCAAUUACAGCUGCAAGUCUCUUGGGGUAUGUCUCUAUAAGCUUGGCACAUCUAGCCACUGGGAUUUUUGCUCAUUCUUCAAGGCAAAACUGCUCCAGCUCCUUCAAGUUGGAUGGGUUCCACUGGUGUACAGCAAUCUUUAAGUCAUACCACAGAUUCUCAAUUGGAUUGUGGUCUGGGCUUUGACUAGGCCAUUCCAAGACAUUUAAAUGUUUCCCCUUAAACCACUUGAGUGUUGCUUUAGCAGUAUGCUUAGGGUCAUUGUCCUGCUGGAUGGUGUUCUCGGGGUGAUGAGGUGUUGGGUUCGCGCCAGACAUAGCGUUUCCCUUGAUGGCCAAAAAGCUCAAUUUUAGUCUAAUCUGACCAGAGUACCUUCUUCCAUAUGUUUGGGGAGUCUCCCUCAUGCCUUUUGGCGAACACCAAACAUGUUUGCUUAUUUUUUUCUUUAAGCAAUGGCUUUUUUCUGGCCACUCUUCCGUAAAGCCCAGCUCUGUGGAGUGUACGGCUUAAAGUGGUGCUGUGGAGCUUUGCAGCUCCUUCAGGGUUAUCUUUGGUCUCUUUGUUGCCUCUCUGAUUAAUGCCCUCCUUGCCUGGUCCGUGAGUUUUGGUGGGCAGCCCUCUCUUGGCAGGUUUGUUGUGGUGCCUUAUUCUUUCCAUGUUUUAAUAAUGGAUUUAAUGGUGCUCCGUGGGAUGUUCAAAGUUUCAGAUAUUUUUUUAUAACCCAACCCUGAUCUGUACUUCUCCACACCUUUGUCCCUGACCUGUUUGGAGAGCUCCUUGGUCUUCAUGGUGCCGCUUGCUUGGUGGUGCCCCUUGCUUAGUGGUGUUGCAGACUCUGGGGCCUUUCAGAACAGGUGUGUAUAUAUACUGAGAUCAUGUGACAGAUCAUGUGACACUUAGAUUGCACACAGGUGGACUUUAUUUAACUAAUUAUGUGACUUCUGAAGGUAAUUGGUUGCACCAGAUCUUAUUUAGGGGCUUCAUAGCAAAGGGGGUGAAUACAUAUGCACGCACCACAUUUCCGUUAUUUAUUUUUUAGAAUUUUUUGAAACAAGUAAUUUUUUUCAUUUCACUUCACCAAUUUGGACUAUUUUGUGUAUGUCCAUUACAUGAAAUCCAUUUAAAUUACAGGUUGUAAUGCAGAAAAAUAGGGGAAAAAAACGCCAUGGGGGAUGAAUACUUUUGCAAGGCACUGUACAAUAACAUUCUAGACGAUUCUGUGCUUCCAACUUUUUGGCAACAGUUUGGGGAAGGCCCUUUCCUGUUUCAGCAUGACAAUGCCCCUGUGCACAAAGUGAGGUCCAUACAGAAAUGGUUUGUCGAGAUCGGUGUGGAAGAACUUGACUGGCCUGCAGAGAGCCCUGACCUCAACCCCAUCGAACACCUUUAGGGUGAAUUGGAACGCCGACUGCGAGCCAGGCUUAAUCGCCCAACAUCAGUGCCCGACUUCACUAAUGCUCUUGUGGCUGAAUGGAAGCAAGUCCCUGCAGCAAUGUUCCAACAUCUAGUGGAAAGCCUUCCCAGAAGAGUGGAAGCUGUUAUAGCAGCAAAGGGGGGGACCAACUCCAUAUUAAUGCCCAUGAUUUUGGAAUGAGAUGUUCGACGAGCGGGUGUCCGCAUACUUUUGGUCAUGUAGUGUACUUACCAUGCAUUUAGUGCAUACGUUUUAGUAUGUGCAGAUGAUCCCUGUUGGACUUGAACCCACAACUUUGGUGUUGAUUGCACCAUGCUCUUACUGAGCCAUACAGGACCACAUGGGGACAGGCACCAGGAGGGAAGCAUUUAGCAUGGGGACAGACACCAGGAGGGAAGCAUUUAGCAUGGGGACAGACACCAGGAGGGAAUCAUUUAGCAUGGGGACAGACACCAGGAGGGAAGCAUUUAGCAUGGGGACAGACACCAGGAGGGAAGCAUUUAGCAUGGGGACAGGCACCAGGAGGGAAGCAUUUAGCAUGGGGACAGACACCAGGAGGGAAGCAUUUAGCAUGGGGACAGGCACCAGGAGGGAAGCAUUUAGCAUGGGGACAGACACCAGGAGGGAAGCAUUUAGCAUGGGGACAGGCACCAGGAGGGAUGCAUUUAGCAUGGGGACAGACACCAGGAGGGAAGCCCCAGGAGGGAAGCAGUACUUCAUUUAACAUGGGGACAGACACCAGGAGGGAAGCAGUACUUCAUUUAGUAUGGGGACAGACACCAGGAGGGAAGCAGUACUUCAUUUAGCAUGGGGACAGGCACCAGGAGGGAAGCAGUACUUCAUUUAACAUGGGGACAGACACCAGGAGGGAAGCAGUACUUCAUUUAACAUGGGGACAGACACCAGGAGGGAAGCAGUACUUCAUUUAGCAUGGGGACAGACACCAGGAGGGAAGCAGUACUUCAUUUAACAUGGGGACAGACACCAGGAGGGAAGCAGUACUUCAUUUAACAUGGGGACAGACACCAGGAGGGAAGCAGUACUUCAUUUAGCAUGCGGACAGACACCAGGAGGGAAGCAGUACUUUAUUUAGUAGUGUAUUAGUCUGUUUCUAGAGUGGUUGUGGUGACGUCUUAGUGUAAUAUAAUGUACUGUGAAAAUGCAUGAACGUUGUCAUUUUACUGAAGUGGUCUGGUCAGAGGAACAACCUUUGUCUCUCCGUCUCUAUGCUCAGGGUUCAGCAAGGUCACUUUCCUUCCCCUGCUGGAGUUUGCCUACACCUCCAACCUCUGCUUCAACUUCUGCGUGAUGGCCGACGUGGCCACGCUGGCCCGACACCUUCUGAUGGCCGAGGUCCUUCAGAUCUGUGAGUCCGUCCACAAGAAGGUAGAGGAGCAGAAGCUGAUGGUGUACCAGCAAGGAGACAUCCACACGGUGGUGUCCAGCCAGCCUGCACCCCAACAGGCCCUGAAUGAAGAAACCUACAUUAUGACCAUCGGGAGCGACGGCCAUGCCGUGGUGACUCACACUGGGCUGGCUGGAGCAGGGGACUCCUUGGCUGUCAUGGCCCACGCAGCAGAGGCCUUCGGAGGUGAUCCGAUGUCCGUAGCCACCCAGGCUCUGGGAGGUGAACCAGGGGAGAGUAUGACUGUGGUUGGGGAGGCUGGGUCCGAGACGGUGACUCUAGUCACCCACAGCGGCCAGGCCCAGGCAGGUGAGUCGGUCACCCUCAUCUCCCCUACUGGAGAGGCAGAGACCAUGACGGUGGUCACCCACAGCGGCCAGGCCGGAGCCAGUGAGUCCCUAGCCGUGGUGUCAGCCUGUCUGGCCCUGGAUCAGCAGCCACAGGACGGGGACGAGUGGGACUCCCCCUCCAUGGAGCCAGGGGCCUUCCUCAUCAGUGUGGACCCAGGGAAGGUGGCCCCUACAGACCUGGCUGUAAUGCCACGUGUCCUCCAGGAGGACCCAACACCAAAGGAGAAUGCGUCAACAACAGCAUCAUCAGCGUCCCAGAAGGCAGAGCCAGCUUCCCAGGCCGAGCCCCAGCCUCCCCCUGCUCCCCAACUCCCCAAGAGGAAGAGAGGGCGGCCUGCCAAAGUGAAGCAGGAGGUUGUGGAGGAGCCUCCUGUCGAGGAGGAGGUGCCAGAGCCGGUCUCUACUCCUGCAGAGGAGGUGCAGGCGGAGAUUCAGGGGACCCAUGACCCCUAUAAGAGACGGCUACGGCAGCGCUCCAUGGGGGAGGGGGGGUAUGUCAGACUACACAUGGGGCUGGAGGAGGACGGAGAGGACAAGAAGGAAGCCCAGACCCCCCAGUGUCCCAGCACCCCCAAGGUAGGCCAGACCCCCCAGUGUCCCAGCACCCCCAAGGUAGGCCAGACCCCCCCAGUGUCCCAGCACCCCCAAGGUAGGCCAGACCCCCCAGUGUCCCAGCACCCCCAAGGUAGGCCAGACCCCCCAGUGUCCCAGCACCCCCAAGGUAGGCCAGACCCCCCAGUGUCCCAGCACCCCCAAGGUAGGCCAGACCCCCCAGUGUCCCAGCACCCCCAAAGUAGGCUGUAGACUAACACCAACACCAAUAUAAUCACAGUACAGCGCCGAGAAAAAGUAUUUACCCCUUUCUGAUUGUCUAGUUUUGCAAAAUUCUUCAACCAAAACCUAACAUUAGAUAAAGGGAACCUGAGUUUACAAAUAACAACAUAUUGAUACUUAUUUAUUUAAUUAACAAAGAUAUGCAACACCCAAAUCCCCUGUGUGAAAAUGUAGUUGUCCCCUUAAUAUGCAAAACUAGAGAAUCAGAAAGGGCACUGUAGAUGAAUUAGCAGGGGAAAUACAUUAGUCUUGCAGAGCAGUCUUUAAGCUGUGUGUGUGAGAGAGGCUUUACCCAUCCUAACUGUUCUGUAUCUCUCCCUCAAAUAUAAACCCCAACACCCCCAAGAAGAGAGGUGGACCCACCAAGAGGCCAGUUAAAGUGAUCGAGGCUGUUGUCCAGACAGAGAUGGAGGAGAUCCUAUCAGUGAAGGGCGUGGCAGACGGAGCUGAGCCUAUCACAGAGAAGGCUGUGGCGGAGGGGCCGGAGCCAGGUCAAGGCCCCGCCCAGCCAGACGGAGGGAGCGUGGUGGAGGGAGAACACACCUGUUCAGAGUGUGGACUGACGUUUCACAGGCGCUACGCUCUCAUCAUGCACACACUCAAACACGAGAAGACCAGAGGAUACAAGUGCAGUGUACGUACCAACAACACUGUUCUCCAGAUCAGAGACUAUAUUAGUGCAGUGUACCUACCAACAACACUGUUCUCCAGAUCAGAGACUAUAUUAGUGCAGUGUACCUACCAACAACACUGUUCUCCAGAUCAGAGACUGUAUUAGUGCAGUGUACCUACAACAACACUGUUCUCCAGAUCAGAGACUGUAUUAGUGCAGUGUACCCUACCAACAACACUGUUUCUCCAGAUCAGAGACUGUAUUAGUGCAGUGUACCUACAACAACACUGUUCUCCAGAUCAGGAGACUGUAUUAGUGCAGUGUACCUACCAACAACACUGUUCUCCAGAUCAGAGACUAUAUUAGGCAGUGUACUUACCAACAACACUGUUCUCCAGAUCAGAGACUAUAUUAGUGCAGUGUACUACCAACAACACUGUUUCCAAGAUCAGAGACUAGAUUAGUGCAGUGUACCUACCAACAACACUGUUCUCCAGAUCAGAGACUAUAUUAGUGGUGUACCCCUACCCAACAACACUGUUCUCCAGAUCAGAGGACUAUAUUAGUGCAGUGUACCUACCAACAACACUGUUCUCCAGAUCAGAGACUAUAUUAGUGCAGUGUACCUACCAACAACACUGUUCUCCAGAUCAGAGACUAUAUUAGUGCAGUGUACCUACCAACAACACUGUUCUCCAGAUCAGAGACUAUAUUAGUGCAGUGUACCUACCAACAACACUGUUCUCCAGAUCAGAGACUAUAUUAGUGCAGUGUACCUACCAACAACACUGUUCUCCAGAUCAGAGACUAUAUUAGUGCAGUGUACCUACCAACAACACUGUUCUCCAGAUCAGAGACUGUAUUAGUGCAGUGUACCUACCAACAAACACUGUUCUCCAGAUCAGAGACUGUAUUAGUGCAGUGUACCUACCAACAACACUGUUCUCCAGAUCAGAGACUGUAUUAGUGCAGUGUACCUACCAACAACACUGUUCUCCAGAUCAGAGACUGUAUUAGUGCAGUUGUACCUACCAACAACACUGUUCUCCAGAUCAGAGACUGUAUUAGUGCAGUGUACCUACCAACAACACUGUUCUCCAGAUCAGAGACUGUAUUAGUGCAGUGUACCUACCAACAACACUGUUCUCCAGAUCAGAGACUGUAUUAGUGCAGUGUACCUACCAACAACACUGUUCUCCAGAUCAGAGACUGUAUUAGUGCAGUGUACCUACCAACAACACUGUUCUCCAGAUCAGAGACUAUAUUAGUGCAGUGUACCUACCAACAACACUGUUCUCCAGAUCAGAGACUGUAUUAGUGCAGUGUACCUACCAACAACACUGUUCUCCAGAUCAGAGACUGUAUUAGUGCAGUGUACCUACCAACAAACACUGUUCUCCAGAUCAGAGACUGUAUUAGUGCAGUGUACCUACCAACAACACUGUUCUCCAGAUCAGAGACUGUAUUAGUGCAGUGUACCUACCAACAACACUGUUCUCCAGAUCAGAGACUGUAUUAGUGCAGUGCACCUACCAACAACACUGUUCUCCAGAUCAGAGACUGUAUUAGUGCAGUGCACCUACCAACAACACUGUUCUCCAGAUCAGAGACUGUAUUAGUGCAGUGUACCUACCAACAACACUGUUCUCCAGAUCAGAGACUAUAUUAGUGCAGUGUACCUACCAACAACACUGUUCUCCAGAUCAGAGACUAUAUUAGUGCAGUGUACCUACCAACAACACUGUUCUCCAGAUCAGAGACUAUAUUAGUGCAGUGUACCUACCAACAACACUGUUCUCCAGAUCAGAGACUAUAUUAGUGCAGUGUACCUACCAACAACACUGUUCUCCAGAUCAGAGACUAUAUUAGUGCAGUGUACCUACCAACAACACUGUUCUCCAGAUCAGAGACUAUAUUAGUACAGUGCACCUACCAACAACACUGUUCUCCAGAUCAGAGACUGUAUUAGUGCAGUGUACCUACCAACAACACUGUUCUCCAGAUCAGAGACUAUAUUAGUGCAGUGUACGAACCAACAACACUGUUCUCCAGAUCAGAGACUAUAUUAUUGCAGUGUACCUACCAACAACACUGUUCUCCAGAUCAGAGACUAUAUUAGUGCAGUGUACCUACCAACAACACUGUUCUCCAGAUCAGAGACUAUAUUAGUGCAGUGUGCCUACCAACAACACUGUUCUCCAGAUCAGAGACUGUAUUAGUGCAGUGUACCUACCAACAACACUGUUCUCCAGAUCAGAGACUAUAUUAGUGCAGUGUACCUACCAACAACACGGUUCUCCAGAUCAGAGACUAUAUUAGUGCAGUGUACCUACCAACAACACUGUUCUCCAGAUCAGAGACUAUAUUAGUGCAGUGUACCUACCAACAACACUGUUCUCCAGAUCAGAGACUAUAUUAGUGCAGUGUACCUACCAACAACACUGUUCUCCAGAUCAGAGACUAUAUUAGUGCAGUGUACUAAUACUUUUUGCUGCCCUGUGUACAGGUCUGUUGCUGUCUAUAUGUCUGUCUCCAUGUGAGUCAUCACUGGCAGUCAUAUGGCUUCGAUGUUUUUGUCAUAUAUCAGUGAUUUGUUCUUGGUGGGGAGAGAUGUUAGUUAUCCCUCUGCCAAGUGUAAUAAAUACAGUACAUUAGAAAUCCUGCUAAAAAAUCUCCCCCUCUCUCUCUCUCUCUCCCUCCCCCUGCUCUCUUUCUCCAUCUCUCUCUCUCCCCCCCACUCUCCCCCUCCCCCCCCCCCCCCCCCCCCCCCCCCCCUCUGUCUCUAGUUGUGUAACAAGGAGUUCCAGUACGCUGCCUCUCUGAGAGCCCAUCUGGCCAGACACAAGCACCAAAAGAGCCAGAGGCCCACCCUGGUUAGGGUCCCCCUGUCCCAUGGUGAGGAGGGCCUCGAGGGGGACGGCAGGGCCAAGGGACGCACCAAGAGAGAGUUUGUCUGUGACAUCUGUGGAAAGACCCUUCCUAAGCUGUACUCGCUGAGGAUCCACAUGCUUAACCACACUGGUCAGUCAGUUUCCCCCCUUUGUGCACCUUGGUGUAAAAUAUUUAUAUAAAUCCACUCUUCUUCUCCUUCGCGUUAGUUAUUGUUGUAAUGAUCAUUUCCACAGGUGUGAGGCCCCACUGCUGCACGGUCUGUGGGAAGACGUUUGCUCAUAACAACUCCCUGAAAGCACAGAUGGUGCAUGAAAGCUGUUAA